ACAAGUGCUGAACUCAAUGCCAAUCUCCUCGAUAUACAUAAUCAACGCCUUGCCCAUAUGGUCGCAACGCAAGUGGAUUUUGUAAGUUUUCCCCUGUUUUCCGGUAAUGGACGCAAUAACAAUCUUGUAACAAUCAGAUGGUUCUCUCCUGUGCUUCACCUUGCAUUCAAGGCAUAUCGGAUCCUUCCACAGCUGAAUCAACGGCAGUUCGCAUUAAUAAUGAGUUGGCGGCCCAGAUAUCUGAUCCCUCAGCAGGGAAUAGCACCGGUAGAUUCGGAGCAUUCGCUGCCCUGUCAAUGCACAAUGCAACCGCAGCGGCAGCAGAAUUGAGAAGGACGGUAGAGGAGCUAGGAUUCCUUGGUGCACUAGUGAAUGAUUAUCAGCAGAGUGGAGCGAACAAUGACACCCUCCUCUUUUACGACCAACCGGAAUACGAUAUAUUCUGGUCUACGGUCAUUGAGCUUGACGUUCCAGUCUACUUCCAUCCCAGAACAAACGUCGCGCCCAUUUCCACGUUGUUAUAUACCCAAGCUCCGUGGUUGAGGGGCGCUGGACAAGAGUUUGCCGUAACAUUAUCGAACCAUAUUUUGGGAUUGUGCACGAAUGGAGUGUUCGAUCGUUUCCCUUCCUUGAAAAUCAUUGUAGGCCAUAUGGGAGAACGAAUUCCCUCUGACUUGGACCGUAUAGAUAAAGAAAUCGCACGCCAAAAAGUCCUUGGAAUGCCCAUGCUCCGCAAUGUUUCGUCGUAUUUCGAGACCAACAUCUGGACCACCUCAUCGGGUUCGUUUUCCCCUGCAUUGCUUGAGUAUCACAAAGAGGAGAUUGGAUUAGAGAGGAUAAUGUAUUCGAUUGAUUAUCCGUUUGAAACUAUGGAGGACGGAAAAGUAUUCCUGGAUGAGCUCGAGGAUGAGUUGACGGAAGAAGAGCUGAGAAAAUUCACCAGGGAGACGGCAAUUGCAUUGCUCAAGUUGGAUGGAUGACAGUGGUAGAUCAGUAGUGUACUAAAUGCUGUAUCUAAUAGUUCAAAGACCGGAAAGGAUGAAGAGAUCUGAGUGGCACGAGACAGAAAAAA
Molecule: messenger RNA, 1072 nt
Organism: Lentinula edodes (shiitake mushroom)
Lineage: Eukaryota; Fungi; Basidiomycota; Agaricomycetes; Agaricales; Omphalotaceae
Exons: 4
Coding region: 138-980 (280 amino acids)
Biological process (GO): secondary metabolic process
Cellular component (GO): cytosol; cytoplasm
Molecular function (GO): carboxy-lyase activity; hydrolase activity
Source: RefSeq, a predicted model, not a curated record